UCGAGAAGAGCUUUACGGGCACUUAAAGCAUUGGUGAAGCUCCAAGCACUUGUGCGAGGUCACCUUGUGAGGAAGCAAACCGCUUAUGCUCUUAGACGGCUACAAGCGCUCGUGCGAGCGCAAGCUCGAGCUCGAGCAGCCCGUGCUAAUUUGAAUUAUGAGUCUCCACAAUCGAGCAAUAUGAAAUCAUCGCAUUUUAAUUAUCGGGGGCCACCAACUCCUGAAAAAUCCGAGCGUGUUGUUAUUCGGGCGAGAAGCGUUAAACACGAACACUUGACGAUAUUGUUCAAGAGAAACAACUCGAAAUCAAACAGCCGAACGAGCGAAAAAUCGUAUCUCCAAAGAGACGACGACAAAAACGACAAGAUUCUCGAAAUCGACAGCUGGAACUGCAAAAACCGGGCCCUCUCCCACUCAAUAACAAAGGACUCCACAGCCAGUAGUUUCCCGCCAGGCCUAAGCACACCGUCCUGUGAAGCCCAAUCCUCAGGCAUGUUAAGGACCGGAAUGGACGAAAGCGGUUUCUGUACGGCCAACAACAGCCCGACUUUCUACUCAGCAGCAUCUUCGAAAAAAGAUGCUUUUACUCCUACGGAAAGUGAUGGCUCGAGAAGCUGUUUUAGUAAUUAUCAUUCGGAUUCUCCUAGUUACAUGGCUUGUACAGAGUCGUCUAGAGCUAAGGCGAGGUCCGUUAGUGCACCCAAACAGAGACCUCAGUUUGAGCGGUCGAGCUCGACUAAAAGAUACUCGAUUCAUGGGUUUGGUGAUUUGAGGUCGGGCCAGAGAGUUUCUGGUUUGCAUGCGGAAUUCACGAGCAAGGCUUAUCCGGGGUCCGGGAGGUUGGACAGGCUCGGGGUGCCUGUGCAUGUUAGAGAGGAGGUUCGUGGGUUUAGUGGUGGAGUUGGUAAUGCUAAUUGGUAUAGGUAUUAA
This is a messenger RNA of Striga hermonthica, 930 nucleotides long. NCBI's taxonomy places the organism in Eukaryota, Viridiplantae, Streptophyta, Magnoliopsida, Lamiales, Orobanchaceae. The record is from the annotation of a GenBank genome assembly.